AUGUCAGCUCAUAGAUUACAGUGUUAUGCUAUAUUUUUAUCUGGUUAUACAUACAAAAUAGAAUUUAUUAGAGGUAUAGAGAAUAGUAAUGCAGAUGCUUUAUCAAGAUUGCCUUUAAGUGUUACUGGUAGUAACGAUUUAGAGUGUGAUAAUUUUUUUAUUUAUAUGGUAACUACAAAUAUUAAGUCUAUUGGGGAUUUAGAUAUUUGUAAUGAAAUCAAAAAAGAUGUGAUUUUGCGUGAUGUAUUUAUUAAAGUAUUUACUGGAAAUUGGCCAAAUAAAAGUAAAGAUGUUUCAAUAGAUCUUAAACCAUAUUAUAGUAGGAGACUAGAAUUUUCUAUUGAGCAGGGUUGCUUAAUGUGGGGACAUAGAUUAAUUAUUCCUCCUAAGUAUAGGAAACAGUUAUUACAGGAAUUGCAUAGUACUCACUUGGGAACAGUUAAAAUGAAAGCUUUAGCUAGAUCAUAUAUAUGGUGGCCAGGUAUUGACUCUGAAAUUGAAGGUAUUACUAAAGGGUGUAAAGAAUGUUUAAUUUUUAGUGAUAGCCCACCUAAGAGUGUGUUACAUAAUUGGCCUUGGCCUGAAGGUCCAGCACAAAGACUUCAUUUAGAUUUUUUAGGACCUGUUAAAGGUAUGAUGUUCAUAGUUAUUUUGGAUGCAUAUUCUAAGUGGGUUUUUGUGAAAAGAAUGUUAAAUAUAACAUCUAAUUCUACUAUUAUGGUAUUAAGAGAGUAUUUUGCAACUUGGGGUAUACCUACAAAAUUGGUAUCUGAUAAUGGCCCUUCUUUAUGUUCUGCGGAGUUUGAUAGUUUUCUUAAAAACAAUGGUGUUUUUCAUAUAAAAACUGCUCCGUUAACACCUUUUGCUAAGCUUAAUUAUGAAAAAAGUUUAGAUAAGAACAAAAAUUGGUACAGAGGUGGUAGGAAUAAAGAGUGUAUUGUUGGUGAUUUAGUAAUGUGUAGAAAUUAUACUGGAGGUAAUGAUUGGGUACUAGCAGUUGUAACACAGAAAUUAUCUCCUGUUACUUAUGAUUUGAGAUCGGGUGAUGGUAGAAUUUGGAAGAGAUAUGUGAAUCAGAUGAUAGAUUGUGGUUUAGUUAAUGACAAAGAGGGUAGUACAGAUCUAAACGUUAAUUUGAAGCAAAAUGAGACAAUUGAAAACAAAUUGGAGGUAGCUGAAGAGUUAGAUAAGAGUGUAUUAGUUUCUCAAGAGGAUAGUGUGUCAACUAAGGAUGAGGAUAAUGAUGUUAGUAAUAAAAGACCUAAGCGAGUAAUACGUCCACCAAAUAAACUUAAUUUGUAA
Aphis gossypii (cotton aphid) is the source of this 1302-nucleotide messenger RNA. RefSeq lists its product as uncharacterized. Gene Ontology annotation, molecular function: nucleic acid binding. Lineage: Eukaryota; Metazoa; Arthropoda; Insecta; Hemiptera; Aphididae. Gene Ontology annotation, biological process: DNA integration. The transcript is spliced from 2 exons. The record is from RefSeq and is a predicted model, not a curated record. The coding region runs from base 1 to 1302 and encodes 433 amino acids.